This is a messenger RNA of Nematocida ausubeli, 4830 nucleotides long. Its product is annotated as DNA-directed RNA polymerase II subunit RPB1. Gene Ontology annotation, cellular component: RNA polymerase II, core complex. NCBI's taxonomy places the organism in Eukaryota, Fungi, Microsporidia. Gene Ontology annotation, biological process: DNA-templated transcription. The coding region runs from base 1 to 4830 and encodes 1609 amino acids. The record is from RefSeq and is a predicted model, not a curated record. Gene Ontology annotation, molecular function: DNA binding. The transcript has a single exon.
AUGGGCUCGGAUAUUUCUAUACGGAGAGUGGAGAGUAUUGAAUUUGGCAUAUUGUCUCCAGAGGAUAUUAUAGCAAUGAGUGUGUGCAAAAUAGAACACCCGGAAACAAUGGAAAGCGGAGUACCAAAAGAAGGAGGAUUAGUCGAUCUGCGGCUGGGAACUUCGGAAAGAGGAUUUCUUUGCAGCACAUGCGGGCACAGGUCAGAUAGCUGUGUGGGGCAUUUUGGGUAUAUUGAGUUGGCAAAGCCCGUCUUUCACAUAGGGUACAUAGGAAAAAUAAAAAAGGUACUGGAAAGCGUGUGCUUUUUCUGCUCCAAGCUGCGGGUAGAAAAGAGUAGUCUGCCUUCGCCCAAGCCAAGAACACAGAAAGAGAGAAAAAGAAGGCUGAAUUACAUAUGGAACUUGGCAAAGAACAGAGCUAUCUGCAUGGGAGAAGUGGUGUCAAACGAGGACAACCCUGAAGAGGCGCUCAGAACUGGCUGUGAAAAUAGACAGCCUACCAUAAGAAAAGAAGGGCUGCAUUUGCUCGCAUUCCAGAAGGGCGAGGAGUCUUCUGAGGGAAAGACCAUGCUGAGCGCAGAGAAGGUUCUAGAGAUACUUCGAAGAAUACCAGAGGAAGACAUUGAGGCACUCGGGUUUGAUCUGGAAAAGGCCCGGCCAGAGUGGAUGGUCAUAAGGAUACUUCCUGUGCCGCCUCCGCAGGUCAGGCCAUCCAUUGUCAUGGAGGGCUCUCUUAGGUGCGAAGAUGAUUUGACACACAAGCUGGCAGAUAUCAUCAAGGCCAGCAACAACCUGAAGAGAUAUGAGCAGGAAGGUGUGGCUGGGCAUAUUAUUCGAGACUAUGAACAGCUGCUGCAGUUCCAUAUUGCAACCUUGAUGAACAACGAUAUCUCAGGGCAGCCGCAAUCUCUCCAGAAGAAUGGAAGACCGCUUAAGGCUAUUCGGGCCAGACUGCGGGGAAAAGAAGGGAGAGUGAGAGGAAACCUCAUGGGGAAGAGAGUUGACUUCAGUGCACGUACAGUUAUCACCGCAGACCCAAAUAUAAGUAUGAAUGAGGUAGGAGUCCCUGAGGAGAUUGCAAAAAUGCUGACUUUCCCGGAGAGAGUGACAGAGUACAAUAUUAGCAAGCUGUCGCAGCUUGUCCAAAGAGGGCCGUACAAUCACCCAGGUGCAAACUACGUUGUAAGAGACGAUGGGCAAAAGAUAGACCUGCGGUUUCACAAGGGAGAAGUGAAUUUGCAGAUUGGAUAUGUGGUUGAGAGACACUUAAGUAAUGGAGACACUGUGCUAUUUAACAGACAGCCAUCUCUGCACAAAAUGUCUAUGAUGGCACACAAGGCAAGGGUGAUGAAGUACUCUACCUUUAGGCUGAACCUGAGUGUUACUGCACCGUACAAUGCAGACUUUGACGGGGACGAAAUGAAUCUACAUCUACCGCAGUCAAUACCUGCGCAGACAGAGUUGAAGGAGCUUGCUCUUGUGGAGAAGAAUAUUGUCUCGCCGCAAAGUAACAAGCCGGUGAUGGGUAUUGUUCAGGACACGCUGAUGGGGGUGUACAAGCUCACAAGAAGAGACCUAUUCCUGACUAAGAGCCAGGUGAUGCAUCUGCACUAUGCAAUUGACAACGGAGGCAAGUAUCUGAAGCCCACUAUUCUAAGGCCGGCUGUGCUCUACACAGGAAAGCAGAUCUUUUCCGCAACACUUCCAGAUGUUACAUACACGGGGCUGCACUCAGAGCACGUCCAUGGCAAGAACUAUAAAGCAAACCCAAUGGACACAGAGGUUGUGAUCAAAAAUGGAGAGCUUCUGGCCGGGAUAAUUUGUAAAAAAACAGUUGGAACUGCAUCUGGCGGACUAAUUCAUGUGAUUGCAAAUGACUUUCCGAGAAGCGUCUGUGUUGACUUUAUAGAUGCGCUGCAGAGAGCAAUUAGCAGCUGGCUUAUGUCGUAUGAAACAUUCUCUGUUGGAAUAGGGGACACAAUUGCAGACCCAUCCUCCAUGGACAUGAUCAAAGAGGCCAUUGAGCAGGCAAAGAGUGAUGUAAAGGAUAUUAUUGUACAGGCAGAAAAUAAUAACCUUGAGCGCCUGCCAGGGCUGUCAAUGCGAGAGUCCUUUGAGGCAGCUGUUACUUUGGCUCUGAACAAGGCUCGAGACACAAGCGGUACGUCCACGCAGAAAAAUCUGAGAUCGCAAAAUAAUAUUAAGCAAAUGGUGGUGUCGGGAUCAAAGGGAUCGUACAUUAAUAUAUCUCAGAUGAGUGCAUGUGUAGGACAGCAGAGCGUGGAGGGAAAAAGAAUUCUGAAUGGGUUUAGAGAUAGAUCUCUGCCGCAUUUUACAAAGGAUGACUUCACUGCGGAAUCCCGCGGGUUUAUCAGCAGCUCAUAUGUCGCCGGGUUGUCGCCUGUUGAGUUCUUCUUCCACGCAAUGGGAGGAAGAGAAGGGCUGAUUGAUACUGCAGUCAAAACUGCUGAAACAGGGUACAUCCAGAGAAGGCUGAUCAAAGCCCUGGAGGAUGCCCAGGUGCGGCAUGACAAGAGUGUGCGGGAUGGAGAAGGCCAUGUUAUACAGUGCGCGUACGGAGGAGACUGCUUUGAUGCCACCUAUGUGGAGAUGCAGUCGCUUUCUCUGUUCUGCUCGCCAGAAAAAUUUGCAGAGCAGUAUAUCAUAGACUAUUCAGUGCUUUCUGACUACCAGCUGGCUCCGUCAAUACUAAACUCGCUAAGGCUUCCCAAGACAAAAGCUCUUCUGGCAGCAGAGACAAAGAUGCUGCAGGAAGAGGCCAAGGCGCUGCAAGCCAAAUACACGAAGGGAAAGAAACCUCUCCCAGUUCCUCUGGAGAGGAUAUUCAGCAGAGCUGCCAAGAUGCGAUCAUCCAUUACAUCGGCCUUCCCCGGUGUGGUAAUGAAAAUGGGCGAGGGCGGCAGCCAGAUGGGGCAGCAAGGCCGCAUUUCGCAAUAUGGAGCAGGGUCGUACGCGGGAGAAGUGGACAUUGAGAACAUUCGGUGGAGCAGCGAAGAUUUGAUGCCUGAGAAAAUAAUUAAAGCCCGUGAGGCUUUGGAGAAAGAGCUGCAAAACGCUAUUAGCCACGUGGGCGAGAUAGCAGAGGUUGCAUUUUCUCUGUUUAAGGCCCACCUUCGUGGAUUCUUCACAGUGAAGAGGGUGCUUUGCGAGUAUCGCCUUUCUUUGUAUGCAUUCAAUUGGGUGGUUGAGCAAAUAAGAACCUCUUUCCUGAAGGCAGUAGUCUCUGCAGGAGAGAUGGUGGGAACACUUGCAGCUCAGAGCAUUGGAGAGCCAGCAACACAAAUGACGCUGAACACCUUCCACUUGGCCGGAGUGGCAAGCACAGUGACAAGAGGAGUGCCGCGUCUCAAGGAAAUUAUUAAUGCUGCGCAGACAAUCAAGACCCCGUCUCUUACCAUAUAUCUAAAAGAAGAAAUACGAAACACGCUGGAGGGGGCUAAGAAAGCCCAGCAAGAAAUUGAGAGAUGCUAUCUUAAAGAUAUACUCUUAAGGUCUGAGAUAAUCUAUGACCCAACAAUGAAAGCAGUCAAGUCAGAUGAAGACUUUAUAUUUGCGUAUGGUAUACUUGACCCAACAAUCUACUCGCCAGACUCUCCAUGGAUGCUUAGGCUGGUGCUGAACAGAAGUGCAAUGGUGGAUCGAGGAAUAAGAAUAGAGCAGGUUACAAAAACAAUAGCACAGAGCACCACAUACAGAUGCAUGCAUAGCGACCAUAACUCGGCCGAGCAGAUUAUAAGAUGCGAGCUGCCAAAUUCUGAAGACUUGCUGCGAAAAAUAGAGACAAGUAUUUCAUGUAUUAUGGUCAAAGGAAUGCCAAAGAUCAAGCGGGUGUUUAUAAGCGAAAUAGGCGCAGAGGACAAGAAGGAGUAUGUGCUGCAAACUGAAGGAACCGGGCUGAUGGACGUGCUGGGCCAUCCUCUGAUAGAUCCAACCCGAACUGUAUCGAAUGACCCACUUGAGAUGAGCCAGGUGUUUGGAAUUGAGGCAGCCAGAACUAGCAUUUUAAAUGAAAUUCGAAUGGUGAUUGAGAGUGACGGUUCUUAUGUCAACUUCCGGCAUUUGGCAAUUCUUGCUGACAUAAUGACACAGAGAGGGCAUAUAUGCGGUAUCACAAGGCACGGCACAAACAGAGGAGAGUCAGGAGCUCUUAUGCGGUGCUCUUUCGAGGAAACCGUUGAAAUUCUUCUUGAGGCUGCAGCGAAUGCAGAAAUUGACCGCUGUAAGGGAGUUGUGGAAAGUGUUAUGCUAGGAAAUGUUGCUGCAAUAGGAACCGGAAUAACAGACCUUCUAAUUGACAAGAAGAGCAUUGAAAUGGGCGUUAUGGCCAUGGAAAAGUAUGAGUUCGAAGACGAGGAGUGCACAGACGAAGGCACACCGGUUGACCUCCUCUCCCCCUCGAGCACCAUACAUUCUGAUCUUACGCUUAUGUCUAGCUCGCCAGAUAGGUCUAUCCAUGGCUGGUCUCCACAGAACACAGAGAUUGGCUAUUCUCCGUCAAGCCCGUCUCUGUCAUAUGGAUACUCUGGCGGAGCAUACAUGCCAUCGUCGCCAAAAACAGUCUACUCACCCUAUCUCCAGAAUGUAUCUUCCCCAAGCCACCAGUAUGUUCCAACAACGCCUAAGAGAAUGCCUGGAAUGCACAACAGCCCAGGGAACGCAGGCAUUGGGGCAUACAACAUUAGCUCCCCCAGCUCGCAGAGGCUGUACGCUCCUAGUUCCUCCAUUCCUUCCUAUGGGUAUAAUAUGAUUGCGGAUGAUGACGAAAGCAGCAGCGACAGUAAAUCUGAUAAAUCAGAGUCAGAUGACUAA